AUGGGAAUUUUCAUUCCGUCUGCCUCCCGGCCAGGCAGCUGUGUGGGAAAUCGGGUGUGGAUCCUGCUGGCCAUGACCCACCUCACCCUGGACUUCUCUGUGUGCAGCCCCCUCAGUCAAGGUCUAGGGAUCAAACUCACGCCUAAACCGGUGCCUCGCUCGCGGCCUCGCUUGCAGCCCAUCUGGGAGACGACCAACAAGCUUCACUGGAGAACAGUGAGCCCUCUGGCCCGCCGCCUCCUCAACCCUAUCCCUCCACCACAAGACAGUAGGGCAGGGAUAGGGCAAAAAGUGAAGGAUCAAAAGCAUCGGAAGCCAGCACAUAAAGGACAGGCAGCGUGUAAGGAGUGCCGCUUAAGAUACUCUCAAAUGGAGACAGGUGAUCCUGUAAUAGCAGAAGCGCCUGCAGCUUUAUCCAGCGGGAGCAGAGGAGACACAGUGAGGUUGUUACUUAGAGCCAGGAGGCAGCUCAAAUGGGACAGCUAUGACAAGUCUCAGGAGGGCCGGACUACCACGGUGGCCGGAUUUAUCGACUGGGGACCCACAGGGACAGAUAGCAUAGAUGAUGAUGGCAAACCAGACCCCAACAUUACGCUGUCCACCAGGGUCUCAACUACCACAGUGGCAACAACCACUAGCACUACAACCAGGCUCUCCCAAAGGACGUUCACUGUGGUGACCACACCAGAGCCCAAGAGGCUAAGCACCUCCAAGGCCACUAACACCUUCGGGGAGACUGUCAAACCAUCAAAGCCAUAUGGAGAGCCACCAGGUUUGGCAGUUCACCAGAUAAUCACAAUCACUGUGUCUCUCAUUAUGGUUAUCGCAGCCUUGAUCACAACACUCGUCCUUAAAAACUGCUGUGCACAGUCGGGAAAUGGUCGCCACAAUAGCCAUCAGCGCAAGAUCCACCAGCAGGAAGAAAGCUGCCAAAACCUGACAGACUUCACCCCAGCCCGGGUGCCUAGCAAGGUGGACAUCUUCACUGCCUACAAUGACAGCCUGCAGUGCUCACAUGAGUGCGUUCGGACUGCCGUGCCCAUCUACACUGAUGAGAUGAUCCAGCAGACACCUGUCUACAAGACUGCUUACAACGGAAACAGGCCCUCCCCCACUGAAAGACAGCUGAUUCCUGUGGCCUUUGUGUCAGAGAAAUGGUUCGAGAUCUCUUGUUGA
Molecule: messenger RNA, 1176 nt
Organism: Scomber scombrus (Atlantic mackerel)
Lineage: Eukaryota; Metazoa; Chordata; Actinopteri; Scombriformes; Scombridae
Gene: ajap1
Product: adherens junctions associated protein 1
Exons: 5
Coding region: 1-1176 (391 amino acids)
Cellular component (GO): plasma membrane; cytoplasmic side of plasma membrane; adherens junction
Molecular function (GO): beta-catenin binding
Source: RefSeq, a predicted model, not a curated record